This is a messenger RNA of Suillus clintonianus, 369 nucleotides long. RefSeq names its product L-Aspartase-like protein. The annotation marks the transcript as partial. Gene Ontology annotation, molecular function: ammonia-lyase activity. NCBI's taxonomy places the organism in Eukaryota, Fungi, Basidiomycota, Agaricomycetes, Boletales, Suillaceae. The record is from RefSeq and is a predicted model, not a curated record. The transcript is spliced from 4 exons.
AUGUCUGUUGAAGCGAUGCUCGGCGCAAGAGGCAGCUUUGAUCCCUUCGUCAGCGAGGCAAGGCCACACAUCGGACAGAUCCACUCCGCACGUCUCAUGCACACUCUGCUCGCCGGGUCUUCCUUUGCAAGUGAACAUGAGAUAGAAGUCAAGCUUGAGGAUGAUGCCGGCGUGUUGAGGCAGGAUCGUUACUCUCUCCGGACAGCCCCCCAAUGGCUUGGUCCCCAGUUCGAGGACCUCGCAAAUGCAGCACAAGUAAUCACGACCGAGGUUAACUCCACCACCGACAACCCACUUAUUGAGCCCCCUUCUGCGUCGAAUAACCACACUGGACAGGUCCACCAUGCAGGCAACUUCCAAGCGCUGGCC